UGUUUUUUAACUUUGUAUCACAAGGAACAUAGAGUGAAGAAAGUAAAAGAAAUGAACCCAAAUCCUCCCGUGUUCAGAGAAUGCACUUUUGGCUGAAAGGAGUUCUAUAAGUGGGCAAGACAAUCCAUCUGUUGGUAAUGGCUAUCUUCUGGAAUGGACAGAGAAGAUGGGUUCUAACACGUUUCCAUCUCAAGAAGUGCACUCCAAGAUUGCUGAUAUUGAAGACACUGCUCGUACAAGAUGUCGAAGGGUGUAUGCUCAUGCUCAUGAUUUUAGCAUCAACUCCAUCUCAACUAAUAGUGAUGGUGAGACAUUUAUCUCUGCAGAUGACCUCAGAAUAAACUUGUGGAACAUUGAGAUUAGUAAUCAGUGUUUCAAUAUCAUUGACAUGAAGCCAUCAAACAUGGAGGACCUUACUGAGGUCAUAACAUCGGCUGAAUUCCAUCCGCUUCACUGUAAUUUGCUUAAAUACAGAAGCUCAAGAGGUUUUAUUCAUCUAGUUGACAUGCGGUGUUCAGCAUUAUGUGAUCACAGUGCAAUCCUAUUACAAGAUGGAGGAUCCCAUGGGUUUAAAUCAUUUUUUACAGAGAUCAUCGCAUCCAUCUCUGAUAUAAAGUUUUCAAAUGAUGGGCGGCAUAUAUAUCUUAAGUUGUGAUUAUAUGAAUCUAAAGGUCUUUCUCUUAUCACUAAAUUGAGCAUGACCCCUUCAAUUCCAAAUCUCCCUUUUUUAGAAUCUCGUCUGUGUUACAUUUAUUCUAUCAAUAGAUUUAGGAGAUUAUAUGAUCAUAAGUCUCCAUCAUAAUCAAUUUUUUUUUGAGGCAUGAUUGCAAAAAAAUUUCUUUUAUAUAUAGUUAUUAGACCUCAUCUUCUUCUGUUUAGGUAUGAUUUGACAAGUCUAUGGACAACCACUUUAGUUUGGGGACACAAAACCUUUUCUUUUAAGUAAGAAAGAUUAUUUAUUGACUUCUUAUUUUAUUUUGAUUCGUUAUUUUAACAUGAGCAUGCACAUAAUAGAUUUUAUAUUGACUAAAGAACACUAUUUGUGUUCCUCAUGACUGUAUUUUUGUUCCUCAUUCCUUUACACCUAGUUUUCUAAUUUCUUGCCUGCUAUCUUUAUGUUCAUUUUAGUUUAUGUUAAUAUUUUUCAUAUAUUGUGAUUAAAAGACACGGUCCUUAGGUUCAUGACACUUCGUUGAUGAUCUGUAUUUCAACUAAUUUGAUGGCAAAUACAUCUUCUGGUUUUUGUCCUCUAGAUAACCACCUCAAAGAGAACCUAGUAGUUCACUACCUUGUACAUAUAUUUGAUUAGGAAAAAAAAAGGCAUAUAUUUGGUUGUGAUGUCAGCAAUGAGCACAAGAGAGGGGCGACCAAACUCCAUAAUUUCUCUGUCAAGCUAUGGUGCUUCCCGCUUCUACUUUGGUGGAUUCUCAUUCCGAUAGGACAAAUGAAAGGCAUCCUAGGGUCAAAGCGAGAAUCUCGGCAGAAUCAAGUGGUCCUGGGCAUCUCGACUUCGUUGGUAAAGGCUCGAACCCGAUGUUGUCUAAGCCGGAGGGCCUGUCUAUGGUUGAUCAUCAUCCCCAAUCCCUUUAUUGUCCUCAGUGGGAGGAUCCAAAUCGAUUUUCUCCCUUGUCUAACUUGGAUAUGGAGGUAGAUCUUUGUUCAGAGGAGGAAGCCUUAACGGAAGCUCCAGGUGUGCGACAAACAGGGGAGUAUCUCCCAAGCAGGUAUGGUGUUGCCGGGUGCUGUUGGUAUAGAUGGUGUACAAUAUGGUGAGUUCGAGCUUUUGUAUCUAACAUGGGAUUAGAGUGGGGUUGACACUAGUGGUAAUGUCAGUAGGGAGAAAGAGCCAUGUCCUCUGGAGUGCGUACCAUUGUCUCGAUGGGAUCCUAGUGUAUCCAAGGAUACGCUGUUGACCCUAGUUGAUGAAGAAGGUGAGUUAGAGGCGACAAAGGUGGAGCAUUCAAAAUGGGUGUCCACGAUGACGAAAAGUUUUUGUAAAAUGGUGGGUUUUUCCUAUUGUAAGACAUGAAGCUCAGUGCAUGGCAUUGUUCCGGUUACUAGAAUAAGAAUGUCUUGAGGUUGUUAAUGAUAGGGGUAUUUAGAGACCUGUUAAAUCUAGUCAGAAAGGUCUUAGGGAACUUUGGGGAUUGAUAUCCAUAGUAAAUUAUGAUGGUUCUUCUUCUUGUAAUAAAGGAUCGUCAAAUGGUUGGGGGCUAUUGGUAGUUUUAAAUGAAUUUAAGACUUGUAUCUUGAAAUGUUAGGGGUUUAAUAACUCUCGAAAGAGAGAGGCAUGUAAAAAUCUUCUAAAGGA
Messenger RNA from Quercus lobata, 2311 nucleotides. Its product is annotated as serine/threonine protein phosphatase 2A 55 kDa regulatory subunit B beta isoform-like. Bases 167 to 655 code for a protein of 162 amino acids. Gene Ontology annotation, molecular function: protein phosphatase regulator activity; protein binding. The transcript has 5 exons. NCBI's taxonomy places the organism in Eukaryota, Viridiplantae, Streptophyta, Magnoliopsida, Fagales, Fagaceae. The record is from RefSeq and is a predicted model, not a curated record. Gene Ontology annotation, cellular component: protein phosphatase type 2A complex.